UGCUCACUUCUUCUUCUUCCUACUCCUCCUCCUGCUCCGAUCAAUCCACACUUGUUCUAGCUAUUGCUCCAAUCCCGGCAAUGCCGUGAGAUGUCUCUGAAAGAGUGCAAGUGAUUGGCUGAUCUGUUUAACCACUGACACGAUCGAUCUCCAGCUCAUUUUCUCUCUUUAGCUUAGCUUUGGUUUUUGCACGAUGACGAACAGCAACAAUGGCAAUGCCGGCACGAACGCGGCGGCGAGUGGCUGGCUGGGCUUCUCGCUGUCGCCUCACAUGGCCUCCUCCAUGGACGAACACCACCACGUGCACCAGCAGCAGCAGCAGCAACACCAUGGUCUCUUCUUCCCUUCGGUGACCACCGCCGCCGCCGCGUACGGCCUCGGCGGCGACGUGGUGGCCGCCACCAAUGGGUACUACUCCCAGCUCGCCUCCAUGCCGCUCAAGUCCGACGGCUCGCUCUGCAUCAUGGAGGCUCUCCGGAGAACCGAUCAAGAUCAUCACGGGCCCAAGCUGGAGGACUUCCUCGGCGCGGCGCAGCCGGCGAUGGCGCUGAGCCUGGACAACACCUCCAGCUUCUACUACGGCGGCGGCGGCGGGCACGGCCACCACGGCUACCUCCAGGCGUGCGACCUGUACGGCGGGCCGGCGGCGCCGUCGCUCGCCUCGGCCGACGACGAGGCAGCCGCCGCCGCCGCGGCCAUGGCGAGCUGGGUGGCCGCCCGCAGCGCCACCGCGUACGCCACGGCCGCCGACGCGACCGCCACCACCGACACCACCACCACCAACGGCGCCAUCCUCCCCUCCUCCGCCGCCGCCGCCGGGCACCUGCACCCGCUGGCCCUGUCCAUGAGCUCCGGCUCCCUCUCCAGCUGCGUCACCGCCGGCGACUACGGCAUGGCGUCCGCCGACGGCGGCCGCAAGCGCGGCGGCGGCGGCGGCGGGCAGAAGCAGCCGGUGCAUCACCGCAAGUCCAUCGACACGUUCGGGCAGCGAACGUCGCAGUACAGAGGCGUGACCAGCAGGCAUAGGUGGACUGGUCGCUAUGAGGCUCAUCUCUGGGACAACAGCUGCAAGAAGGAAGGCCAAACCAGGAAAGGGAGGCAAGUUUAUCUCGGUGGGUAUGACAUGGAGGAGAAAGCGGCGAGAGCGUAUGACCUGGCGGCGCUCAAGUAUUGGGGCCCUUCCACACACAUCAACUUCCCGCUGGAGGACUACCAGGAGGAGCUGGAGGAGAUGAAGAACAUGACAAGGCAGGAGUAUGUGGCUCACUUGAGGAGGAAGAGCAGCGGUUUCUCACGGGGAGCUUCCAUGUACAGGGGAGUCACAAGGCAUCAUCAGCACGGAAGGUGGCAGGCUCGCAUCGGCCGUGUCUCCGGCAACAAGGACCUCUACCUCGGCACUUUCAGCACGCAGGAGGAGGCGGCGGAGGCGUACGACGUGGCCGCCAUCAAGUUCCGCGGCCUCAACGCCGUCACCAACUUCGACAUCACCCGCUACGACGUCGACAAGAUCAUGGCCAGCAACACCCUCCUCCCGGGCGACCUCGCCCGCCGCAAGAAGGACGCCGACGACUCCGCCGCCGUCGUCCUGCAGGUGCAGCAGCAUGCCGACGCGGCUGCUGCUGACAGCGUCUGGAAGGCCACCGGAGGCGCCGCCGCCGCCGCCGCAGCGACGAGGCAGCACCAGCAUGACGCGGUGGUGGCGGCCGAGCACCACCAUCACCACCACCACGACGUCGUGCUGUCCGGCGCCGAGGCCUUCUCCGUGCUGCACGACCUCGUGGCCGUCGACGCCGCCGCCCACCACGAGGGAGCCGCCGCCGCUGCGCACAUGCCCAUGUCCAUGUCGGCCGCGUCGUCGCUGGUGACGAGCCUCAGCAACUCGCGCGAGGGGAGUCCCGACCGCGGCGGCGGCUUGUCGAUGCUCUUCGCCAAGCCAUCGUCGGCGGCGGCGUCGCAGGCGUCCAAGCUGAUGGCACCGCUCCCCCUCGGCUCCUGGGUGUCGUCGCCGCCGGCGUCCGCCAGGCCGGCCGCCGUGUCCAUCGCCCACAUGCCACUGUUCGCCGCCUGGACCGACGCCUAAUCCAUUCGCCGUCCGUCACUUAGUACGUAGAUCGACCUAGCUAGCUAAGAUAGGCAGCGAUGACACUUGUACUGGUUGGUUAAUUUAGGGUUCUUGGUUGGUCGGCGACGUGAUUAGCUAGCAAUGUAGUAGCAGCAGCAGCAGCAGCUAGCUAGCUUAGUGGGAGUAUUAAUUAUCACUCAAGGCGAGGAUUACCAACGCACACGCCAUGGCCGGCCUCUCCCCCUUUCCUUCUUCUCCGGCGACGGUCGUCGGCAUCGAUCGAGCUCGAUCGGCGCCGGAGAAGAAGGGGUUUUGUAACACGGAGGCCGGCCGGAGGGAUAUCGAGGCGUUGCAUUCUCCUCCAAAAUCCAAAACUAAAUCUUGUAUUAAUUAUAGCCUCACGAAAUUA
Messenger RNA from Oryza brachyantha (malo sina), 2471 nucleotides. Its product is annotated as AP2-like ethylene-responsive transcription factor CRL5. Gene Ontology annotation, biological process: regulation of DNA-templated transcription. The record is from RefSeq and is a predicted model, not a curated record. The coding region runs from base 194 to 2080 and encodes 628 amino acids. Gene Ontology annotation, molecular function: DNA-binding transcription factor activity; DNA binding. Lineage: Eukaryota; Viridiplantae; Streptophyta; Magnoliopsida; Poales; Poaceae. The transcript has 9 exons.